This is a messenger RNA of Peromyscus eremicus (cactus mouse), 2761 nucleotides long. RefSeq names its product REST corepressor 1 (gene Rcor1). The record is from RefSeq and is a predicted model, not a curated record. The coding region runs from base 1 to 1443 and encodes 480 amino acids. Gene Ontology annotation, biological process: regulation of transcription by RNA polymerase II; negative regulation of DNA-templated transcription. The transcript has 12 exons. Lineage: Eukaryota; Metazoa; Chordata; Mammalia; Rodentia; Cricetidae. Gene Ontology annotation, cellular component: histone deacetylase complex; transcription regulator complex. Gene Ontology annotation, molecular function: transcription corepressor activity.
AUGCCGGCCAUGGUGGAGAAGGGCCCCGAGGUCUCAGGGAAGCGGCGAGGGAGGAACACGGCGGCCGCCGCCGCCUCGGCCGCUGCCUCGGCCGCCUCGGCCGCCGCCUCAGCCGCCGCCUCAGCCGGCACCGCCUCCGCCUCGGCCGCCGCCGCCGCCUCGGCCGCCGCCGCCCCCAAUAAUGGCCAGAAUAAAAGUUUGGCGGCGGCGGCUCCCAACGGGAACAGCGGCAGCAACUCCUGGGAGGAAGGCAGCUCGGGCUCGUCCAGCGACGAGGAGCACGGUGGCGGCGGCAUGCGGGUGGGACCCCAGUACCAGGCGGCGGUGCCCGACUUCGACCCCGCCAAACUGGCAAGGCGCAGUCAAGAACGAGACAAUCUUGGCAUGUUGGUCUGGUCACCUAAUCAGAAUCUUUCAGAAGCAAAACUGGACGAGUACAUCGCUAUCGCCAAAGAGAAGCAUGGGUACAACAUGGAGCAGGCUCUUGGGAUGCUCUUUUGGCAUAAGCAUAAUAUUGAAAAAUCAUUGGCCGAUUUGCCCAACUUCACCCCCUUUCCAGAUGAGUGGACUGUAGAAGAUAAAGUCUUAUUUGAACAAGCCUUUAGUUUUCAUGGAAAAACUUUUCACAGAAUCCAGCAAAUGCUUCCUGAUAAAUCCAUAGCAAGCCUGGUGAAGUUUUACUACUCUUGGAAGAAAACAAGAACUAAAACCAGCGUGAUGGAUCGUCAUGCUCGGAAACAGAAACGGGAGAGAGAAGAGAGUGAGGAUGAACUGGAAGAAACAAAUGGAAGUAACCCCAUUGACAUUGAGAUUGAUCCAAACAAGGACAGCAAAAAGGAGGUGCCCCCUACUGAGACAGUUCCUCAGGUCAAAAAAGAAAAGCAUAGUACACAAGCUAAAAACAGAGCAAAAAGGAAACCUCCAAAAGGAAUGUUUCUUUCCCAAGAAGAUGUGGAGGCUGUGUCUGCUAAUGCUACUGCUGCAACCACGGUGCUGAGACAGCUGGACAUGGAGCUGGUCUCCAUCAAACGACAGAUUCAGAACAUUAAACAAACGAAUAGUGCUCUUAAAGAAAAGCUUGAUGGUGGAAUAGAGCCUUACCGACUUCCAGAGGUCAUUCAGAAAUGCAACGCACGAUGGACUACGGAAGAGCAGCUUCUCGCCGUACAAGCCAUCAGGAAAUAUGGGCGAGAUUUUCAGGCAAUCUCAGAUGUGAUUGGGAACAAGUCAGUCGUUCAGGUGAAAAACUUUUUUGUAAAUUAUCGGCGCCGCUUCAACAUAGAUGAAGUUUUACAAGAAUGGGAAGCGGAACAUGGUAAAGACGAGACCAAUGGGCCCAGUAACCAGAAACCUGUCAAGUCCCCUGACAGCUCCAUCAAGAUCCCUGAGGAAGAAGAUGAGGCUGCUUCUGUCCUUGACGUAAGAUAUGCAUCUGCCUCAUGAAAACUGCUGGUAGCUUUGGACACUUGGUAUGGACGACAUGUUAUCCAGAUAUCAGGUAUUACAAGACAUCACCUAGCCAUCUGCAUCACAUCUCUGUGGACAAGCAGCUAUUACCAAAAAAGGCAUACACUUGCAGUCCUGUGCUCCAUCUGCCUUAAUUCUUUGCUCGUUCCUCCAUGUUGGCACGACUUCCCAGAGAGCUCCGUUGCAUCUCAUUCUGCCUAAGGGCUGGGGGACCCACGGCCUGCACACCUCCCUCGAGUCUGGGACCUACCCUCCAGUUGGCUCCCCUGAGCCCCUUCAGUGGCAGCUCUCCCAUUCAACAGCUUCAGAACAGGUAGUCUUGAAAGGCCCAGCUCUGUUCCUGCAUGGCCUGCAGUUUCUACUUUGUGCAUAGUGUAAUUCUCAGAAGGCCCUGAGGGCCUUUGAGAAAAUUUCUCCCCUUCUUUUCUGGGGCAGCCACCUAAGUAAUAUCAUGCUUCUUUGGAAAUCACAGCCCAUUGGCAGACCACAUUGUAACCUUUAUCAUACCAAGCUUCCUGAUUCAACUCCUGUUUCCCUAAACAGAGGGCAGAAUUAUGGUUUAUAAAUCAGGUGGCUCCUCCUCCUCUUUCUCUCUCCCCUAACUCUUUCCCUUUUUUCCCUUUCCAAGAGGUAAAAGCUCAUUUGCAGCAACUGUCCUUGGACAUUGUAGCUUAAUGGGAACGUGGACCUCAAUGCUUUCUGCCUCCAACCUUCAGCAUUGUUAUCCCAGGAUGUGGGUGCACCCCAUCUCUUCCUGAUUCCUCAGCUACCACUAUCAUCACCCAACUCCGAGAGAUUUGGUUCAUAUCACUGUACCUGGUGCUUGUACAUUUGGAAUUGGUGCCUUCUCCUUCUGGCAACCAUGUUAUCAAUCGCUUUUCUGUUCAAGUGUCUUAUUUAAAGUUUAUUGCUUGCCAAAGAUGACAUCUUUGAGGUGUAGCAGAUGGGGAGAGCUUCUGCAGAUUUGACUUGAAAUGUCAGGGCAGUUUAGUAGAGGACAUUAGGGGAGCUAGGGAUGGUUUUCUAGAUGCUACACACCAUUAGCUCUCAUCCUCUUGGUGUGCCUGGCCAUUGUAUGUCACUCCAUGUGUCCCUUUGUGUCAUUGUGUACUGGUGUGAUCACACAUACACCAUCCCCUCUCUCUCUUAGCAGCAGAUAGGACAGAAAAGUGAUGGAUGUGUUGCUUAGUGAGACCAAGAUGAAAGGAAACAAUCUGCAGAGUGGUAUGCAAUGCCAUCUGUUUAGACUGGGAACAAGCAAAGAUUUCUAAUAAAUGUUCUGAGACUUCCAGAA